AACAGCAGUGGAGUGGUACUGAACUUGCACAUGGGGGCACUGAGGCCCCAUUGAGGACUUCAUCAAUCGGUUUAGCCUCUGUUACUUGGGGUUCUACCGCAGCAAGGAGACAACCGCCGCGCGGUCGCCCUGAAGAGGUCGUGCUACCGCCUCCGCCAGGCUCUGGAAGUGACAGGCACACAACACGGAGGGGCGGGCUUUCUUGGAGUCUCUGCACCUUGUUAUUGGUUGUAAUCAGGCAAUUGUAUAACGUAGAAUUUCGGACACGAUGUCCAUGAUGCGCAACUGAAUAUGAUAAAUUCGAAUCGACUUCUUUCGCCGCUGUACACAGCCCACAGGACAGAUUGAUCACGUAAUGCGGCGUAACACAAUGCUCUUUGACUGAUCAUCCACUAUCAUCGCAGCACUUCCUGGAAUAAGAAAACUAUUCUGUUGGUUUCCUUGGGGGAGACCGGAGCAUCUGCAAAGAGGACAAUCGCUUUCUUCACAACCUGGCAAAGAAAACCGUUGAUGUAUUUCCACCCCCCCGGAGUACUUUCAGUGAUUGCUGUUACACCGAUGAUGUAGCCGUUAAGUCUCACAGGAGGUCCGGUGGUGGAGCACACGAGAUCAACAUGGACAACCUCUCUGGCAGCCUGGAUUGACCUCUCUCAAGAUUUAAAAGCUGGCAGACAUUUUAUUACCAGGUUUCCACCCAGUUGUAACAUGGAAUGUUCUGGAUAGCCCUUGAAAAUCAAAAGCAAGGAUUGGAUCAAAUAAACCUUCCAGUCAAUGCAAAGUAUGGCUCAUGGGUGGGAUUCAUAUUUCCACAACCUACCACCUGUGUCUUCCGAUCCAACAACUUUGACAAGGACAUUGGAGUCUGAACCUUUAGAAAACUUCAUAGAUCGUCAUGACUUCAGUGAUACAGUGUUUUCAAGUGAAGCACCUGCUGCAAACUCAAACCUAAACACAAACUAUUGCUCAAAUCCCAAUAUUGGAAAUUCCAGUGCAGACUGUGUUUCUCAAAACUAUUGCAGAGAAACACCAUGGCAAGCUGAUGGAGAACAAGUAGAAAAACAUUACUCACCAAGCUGUGGAAAUGGUGCUAUCCCAAACUUUACCACUGAUGGAUUAUCAACAUCUAUUUCUUUUCCUUCAUCUUUUGCAACAGAUUUUCAAGGACUUAAGCAAGACUCUGAAUUGCUAGAUACACCAAUUCUUGAAGACUACUCGGAUGUCAGUAGCUGCUACUCGGAUGCAGAUGUUGGUGGCACAAGACCGUCUUGUAAAUUCAUGGCAAGUAAUCCAGUUCCUAAGUUUAAAACUGAUGUUGGUCCUAAACACCACUCAUUAGAAUGGCUUUUCAGCCCUACUGGAGAUACAUUUCCCAUUGAGAGUCUGUGCCCUAAAAUUUCAGAGACUAAUGCAAAUUUACCCAGGCCGUCAAACAUGAAAGCUAUUGGAAGUCAGGGUGUUGCAGAUCAAAAUCAUUGCAAUAUUUGUCCUGAUCAGAAACAAGAAAGGGAUGUGGAGAGAGAUUUCCUACAAAGAAAACAUUCAGACAUCUUGAUUUCUGGCCAUGAAAAUGUAACUGAUAAUAGAAUAGUAGACUGCCCAGAGGAAGAGGAGCAGGUCACUGCAACUACUUCAACUAAUGUGUCUACAUGUUACAAUGAAAAAGAGGAAUAUAGUGAUCUCAAUUCCACAGAUUGUCAAGAUAGAAUUACAGGACUGUACAAGCAGGACAAAUUUGAAGUCCUGAAAAUGGAGAAAACAGAAUCUGAUUCAUUUGAUGAGCAGAAUACCGGAAUUCCCAACUGCAGUAACAGGGGUGAUGAAAAUUUACAGACUGACUCUCAUGAAAAAGAAGAAAUUAUGUCAAACACUUCUCAAUCAUCUAAUACGCAGAGUACUAAACUGUCAGAUUCUAAAGAUUGUAGUCAUGAUGAUGAAUCUUGUUUGCACUUAAAUGAGCACCAGUUGAAUCGAAACAAAGCUCAGGACAGUGUUUGUAGUAGCCCCACUCUGAUCAAUGAUUGUCAUUUGAUUGAUACCAGUGGCAAGAAAGAGCAACAUUUUGCUUGUCAUGCAGAAACCUGCUUAAAGUCACAUAGCCCCAACACAGAGGACAAUAUGCAUCCAGAAAAUCAUUUGACAAAUGCAGCCAAUAACAGAAACACACCUUUUCCCCAAGAUUCAAACCAUAGUUGUUCUGAUGUCACCAGAACCAGCCUCACUAUUGCUACUGUUGACAAAAAUGUGCAAAAUGUUGCUGAUCCUCCAGAAUCCAGUGUACAGAUGGACAAGUCAAGCGGAGAUCUAAAUCCUUGUCUUGAAAAUGAGUGCACAGAUCCAACGGAGAGGAAAUAUACAACCACCACCACUACAGACCCAAAGUCUAGUGACCCUGCUGUGUCAAGUGAAUCUUCCAUCUCGGAAUCCAUCUUAGAUGCAAACAUUCUCAAAACGAAAUGGAUGAGUGCAGAAAAGAAUACAAAUACAUCCUCUGCUCCAGAUCAGCAGCAGUCACUGGGUCAAGGUCCAUUGAUCCUACCACCUCAAAGUCUUACUGGAGAUACUGACAAACAUGGAAAUGCACCCUCUUCUCCAGAUGAGCAACAGUCAGCAGAUGAAAGUCAAUUGGCCAAACAACCUCAAAGUCUCAGUGGGGAUGCUGAUGAAAAUACAAGAGAGUCAUUGAAGGAAACUGACACACCUACAGAGGAACAGUCUGUGCUUGGCAGGCUGUAUGGUGAACCUCUGUCAAGAGAAGACUCAUCUGUCACAGGUGAAACCACACUUGACACAGGUGAAUGUAAUGAAAUCUCUGUGGGCACACCUGACAGGAACACCAUGGACUAUUCAGAACAAACACCUCAACUAAUGACCUCUGCACAACUGAGAAAACAUCUGCAGCCUGUUGUACUAUUAGAUCCCUUAGACUCAGUAAGUGGAAUGAGUAACCUGUAUCUCUGUGGAAUUUGCCAGUACAAAACAGACAAUGUUGAUGGUCUAAUUGAACACCAAAUUGUUUCUCAUUUCGUACACAGUUUUCAGUUUUGUAAGACAUGUAAUAUUUACCUGUUGAGGAAUGAGCAAUCAGACGAGCAUUUAUGUGUUGUCACCAAAAAAAGCCCUCAGCUCUCUUCUGAUACUAGCUUAAAGAGGAAGAGAAAAGGCAAACACAAAUGCGAUCGGUGCAAAAUUACCUUUAAAAAAUUAGUACAAUAUAUCAGCCAUAUGCGGAUUCACUCUGGCAUAACACCCUUUAAGUGCAGUGGAUGUGGAUUAUAUUUUUCACAGUCUUGUUCCCUCCGACGACACAAGCGUGUGCCUGGUAGAUGCAAGUCAACAAACAAAGAAGUUACAAAGUCUGAUGUAGUUACCAGCAAACCUGAAACACCACCACAAAAUAUUAUGGUGCAGAAGAAAACAAAUGCAAAUUUGUCAGAAUGUUACGUAAAUCUUGUUGAUAUCUUUAAGGCUAAGACGUGUUCCUUAUGUGAUAAACAUUUCUCAACUGUUAAUCAGGCCCAAAAACACUAUUAUAAUCUUCAUAUGGGAAAGAAUUUGAAAGCCUCAUCAAAUCAGAUCACCACAAAGGUCAGUUGUGAGCCAAUUCAUAAAGUAGGAGAUGGCAGGACAGCAGAAACAUAUAACUGUCCAUUUUGUCCACGGGUUUUCAAGUACUCCUUCAACAGGACUCGACAUUUGCGUGACUGCGUCAGAGAUUUAAUAAUUGGUGGCAAGGGAAAAGUUGGCAAAGCAUACUGCUGUCCCUUGUGCCACACGUCCUUUACUACAACAUCCAACCGAGCAAAGCAUGUUAAGACUGUUUGCUUUAGAAGAUAUCUUAAUCAGCUUUCAACAGAGAAUGGUAAAACAAGGCAAAAUGCUGAAGAGAAAAAAAAGAACGCUGAGCAGGAAACGCAGUCAAAGGAAACUGAGCAGCAAAUGCAGUCAGAGGAAAGUGAACAGAAAAUACGAGCAACCCCAAAUGAACAGAAAAAACGAGCAACCCCAGCUUUGAUAGCCCCCCAAAAUUUUCCACAAUACAAAUGCAAUCUGUGUCCAGCUGUUUUUUAUUAUUCUUCGGGGAAAUCCAGACACAUGAAGAAACACGAGUUGUUUAAACUCACAGGCAAAAUGUUCAAAUACAGGAAUACGCUGUUCUCUGUUAUGUCCAAACCACAAACUAUAAGAAGUACAAAGACUGAUGAGAGUAAAGUUAACGUGGAGUUGGCUGAUGACAAUGGCAAGCUUUCCCUGAGUUGUCGUUUUUGUGAAAAAAAGAUCAGUUCACAGCAGUUACUGAAGAAACAUGAGCGAAAUCACAGAGGUGAACGACCAUACCCCUGUCUGGAAUGUAAAAAAAGAUUCAAGAAACAUUGUCAUUUGAUGGUGCAUAAAAAUGUUCACAAGAGGAGGAUACAGUGCACAAUCUGCAAAAAGAUUCUUCCAACUAUUGGAGAGCUCAUCCAGCAUAGAGCUUUCCAUGGUAAAAAGGGAAUGCUUCAAUGCCCAGACUGUCCUCUUCAGUUUGAGUUUCCUGUAUAUCUUCAAAGGCAUGUGGAGGUCCAUAAAAAUAGAGAAAACAAGGAACCCCAGGAGAAAGAGCAACCAUCAUCUUCGCCACCACAAUUCUUGGAAUCUGUGAAACAGCCAAAUGAAUUAAAUCAACUACAGUGUUCCCUGUGCAAGGAGAUAUUUGAAGAAGCGCAUGCAUUGAGAAAGCAUUGUCUGACACACAUUACUGGGUCCUCAUCCAACCAAUGUCCAUUCUGCAGACAUAAAUUCUCUCAUCGCCGCUACUUAGUGCGUCACAUGAUCAUACAUACUGGAGACAAAUCAUUUUCCUGUACAAACUGUGGAAAACAGUUUUUCCGUCAUUUCUACCUUAAACUUCACAGAGAGAAGUGUUUGCCUGCUCAAACCCAAAAUGUUAAUACGGAGAGACUGUACAAGUGCUCCUAUUGCCCAAGGUCAUUUUCAAAGAAAGAUCGGCUGAUUAAUCAUCACCUAGGCCACAAGACAAAGACUCUCCUUAUGUGCUCCAGAUGUGGCCAGUACUAUGGAGUUAGAAAACUAAAUCAACAUCAGAGGGACUGUGGAGUGCCUUCAGAGAUCAAGGCCAGUAAUUUAAAACAAAGGAUUUCUCAUUCAAACUUGAGAGCCCACAAAAAGCCUUUACAGUCUAAAGCCCACAAGGUCCUGCAGUUGAAAUGCCCACACUGUACGCAGAGGUUUCGGUUCAAAUCACUACUGUUAAGACAUCUUGUUUCACAUACUGGUGUGCAACCCUACGCAUGUGUGCACUGUGGUCACAGAUACAGUAGUCAGUCAUUGUGUUUUCAGCAUGCAGCUUUAUGUGAUGGAGUUAACAAACGGGGACUAUCCAAUGGCAAAAGUGAUGCCGAAGCAAAUUUGCCAAGCAUGCCACCUCUCAGUGAGGCGACACAGAAGCAAACAGAAGGUAAAGCUGAGCUGUACAAGUGCAAAUUCUGCACCAAGACUUUCACAAAACCACGGUACCUGAGGAGUCACAUUUUGACACACAAUGAAGUGAAGCCUUAUCGCUGCAAAGCCUGUGACAGCUGCUUUUCAAGGCAUGAUCAUCUUAAAGUCCAUCAGACUCAUUGCAAUGGGAAAAGAAGACAGCGAUUAGAAGUCCGUAUCCCAAAAAUCACUUUAAAUGAUGUUGGCAAGGGUUGGCAAAAUAAGUUUCCCAUUGAGUCAGCUGAAAAGCGGCCAACAUUUGAUUGUGAAGACUGUUCAAGAAGCUUCCCUACCCAGGCUACGCUCUCCCGACAUGUCACCAUGUGCCAUAUUACAAAACGUUUAAAGUGUGAACGCUGUGGUGGCUCAUUUGCUCAUGAAAAAUCUCUGAAGAAGCAUAAGAAGAGUAAGAAGUGCAGAAGGGUCUCAAUUGAAACAAAGGCCCCUUUACCACUGGAAACUAAUCCACCAUCAGAAAAGGUGAUGGAACCACUUGAUGUGGUGAGAAACAGAAUUGUAGACAGGAUCAAGCCUUGUUCCAACAAAAAGCACAAAUAUGUGUGUGGUUAUUGCCCCCGUACUUUUAACGACAGCCGAACAUUAGUCAUGCACAUCCGCCUGCACACGGGAGAGAAGCCACAUGCCUGUGAGCAUUGUGGUGAACGAUUUAUAAGGAAGGAUUAUGUGCUGCGUCAUCUUGCAAAGUGCACCAAGAGAGAACAGCAAGUCACAGUGCUCUGUGAUAGAUGUGGAGGAUUAUUUUCUAGAGCCAACCUUGAAGAUCACAAAACUCAAUGCUCUGUAAAACCAAGUGUAACAGAGGCAAAAGACUGCCAAAGUCAACAGUCAGCCCCACAAAGCUCUCCAAAAGGAUUUUCUUGUGCCUACUGUAGUUCCCGUUUCCUGCUGUUUUCACAGCUCCAAGAGCAUUUUGUAAAUGCUCACAAGCUGGAAACCAUGGUUACACCUCUGUCUACAGGAUCCCUACAACACCACCUGUCAAAUAUACCUAAUAUCAAAGAAGAGCCUUUGGAUGAGACCUGUGAUGAACAGCUUAGUCAUAGUGUCAAUUUAACCUGUAAAUUAGACACAGCACUGGAAACGCAACUUGUCUGCCCAGAUUGCAAUAUGACCUUUUCAAACAAAGCUGGACUAGUUGGUCAUAUGCGAGUACACUCAAAGGAUCAAGCGUAUCACUGUCAAAUAUGCAACAAGGGUUUCUGGAACAGAAAUCUUUUCCGCAAUCACUACAGAAAAUGUAAAUUAGGACAAACUGAAGAGAGGAGUACAACUCAGCCGUUGGAAAGCCCUUUGAAAGCACAGAUUGAUUUCGCUCUGGACGAUUCUGUUUUGGUGUUCCAUGAAGGCUCUGCGGCAACUGGCAGUGGGGUUUUGCAGACCAAUUCUUUUUGCAAAGAUGAUCCAGAGGAAUCAGAAGUAAACAAGGUUCAAAGCAAGUACCAAUGUUCAGAAUGUGACAAAAGCUUCACAGAUGGCUUAUUGCUCAUUAGUCACCUUGAAGACCAUGGAAGAGAGGAACAUCAGAAAAAGCACAAUACAUGUUCAAAAUGCGGACGUGUGUGCUUAAGUCAGAGUGGUCUUGAAAAACACAUGAAGUUUCAUGGAAUUAGCCAAAAAUUCCCUUGCCCUGACUGCUCAAAGAUGUUUUACGUCUUGUCUGAUCUUGAAGUCCAUAGAACAAGUCAUGACAAAAAUAGACCUUAUAUUUGCAGACUUUGUAAUCAAAGGUUCUGGACAAGACCAUCUUUGCAUAAUCACUACAGAGAAGAGCAUCCAUCUGUUGCAUUUGCAUGCCCUUUCUGUAGCAAGUCCUUUUCUGUCAAAAAAUCACUGACAAGACACUUAAAAAAAUGUCAUCCAAAAGAGCACAAGGAUCUUGCGAGGACUUUAAAGCAAAAGAGUGGCAUAGAACAACAAUCCAGCAGUCAAGUUAGUACAGCUGAUGAAAGUGAUGAUGGUGGAAAAAACAGUGAAGACAGUGAUUCAGACUCUGCGCCAUACUUUCCAUGCCACGUUUGCAGCAAGACAUUUCCAACAUCAGAAAGCCUUGUGGAUCAUCAGCGAUGUCACUUGGGUGAAAAGCCAUUUGAAUGCGAAGAAUGUGGUAGAUGUUUUUUCCAGGCGUCUCAGCUGCAGCAACACCAACGUAUGCACAAGUCCGAAUUUCAGUGUCAGGCGUGUGGCAGGGGAUUUGUGACUCUUUUUGCACUGCGUACACACAAGCAUACUCAUGGCAAGAGCCGUCCAUACCGCUGUUCAAAGUGUGACUUUAGUUUUACGGGCCCUUCACAGUUAGCAGAACAUAUGACCACCCACCGUGAAGAGAACUUCCCAUGUGAUGUCUGCAAUCAAGUGUUUCUGUCAAAGACUAGUAGGGCUGAGCAUAGGAAAAGCCACUCAAAAUCUGAUGAUUGUCCCACAUCUUCAUAUUCAAGAGUAAAUAAUAAAAAGUCUCCUUCCUCUGAAAGCCCGUCAGUAUUCUCCAAAGAACUCAAAUAUCGCUGUGGUGUUUGUAAUAAGCGUUUCAAAGACCCAGAAGAUCUCUCAGAGCAUGGUUGCAUGGCAGCCAAAGAGCGCUCAUACUCUUGUUUAGACUGUGAUAAACAUUUUCUGCAUGCUUCUCAUCUGAAAAAGCACAGGAACACACAUCAUCCAUCAUGGUCAAGUACUGAAUAUCCAUGCAAUCUGUGCAACAGUAGUUUUGCCUCCCCUCAGUACUUCCUCAGCCAUCUUAAGACCCAUAUCAAUCCUACAGAUGUUGAAGGUAAAAACAGGCAGCCAUUGCAAGAUUACAUAUGUCCAGUUUGCCAUUUAUGUUUUACCAGUGUCAGUGAAUUGAUCGGGCAUUUCCCUACACAUCUUGCAUCUACUACUGAAUUUGAAUGCACGGAAUGCAGCCAGACCUUUUUAGGAAGCGAGGCUUUCCGCCAGCACCACUGUUCUCAUCAACAGCAUGAAAAAAUUGAGUCCAAAUACUCAGCUAAAGCAUCUCCUUCACCUUAUUAUGAAGAAGCAGUAGAUGAGGAGGAGGUUGAUGUCACUGGAGAGGACUUGCACAAUUGCCCAAGUUGCACAAUGCAGUUCUCCUCCAAAAGCAGUCUCUUGGAACAUCAAAAUAAACAGCACCUAAAUAAUAAGCCAUUCCAAUGUGGGACCUGUGGAAAAACAUUUGCAUUGCGGCGGUACCUCAGAAGGCAUGAGCUAAGGCACCAAACAGCGGUUAUGCAGUCGAAUGAAAACGGCCUCAAAUGUACCCAGUGUGACAGCAAAUUUGAUACACCCCGUGAGCUAUCUUUGCAUGCAAAGCUGCAUACAGAAACAGAAGUUGGACAAUACCGUUGUGAUAUGUGCUACAAGUCAUUCAGCCAAUGGGCUCUUCUUAAACGCCACCAGGAAAGUCAUGUAGGUGAAGUUGUGUAUGAAUGCACAGAAUGUGACAAAGCCUUUGCUUUUCCUCACCUACUGGAGGAACAUCAGCAGACUCAUGCUGGCUCCUCUCAUUAAUGACUGUAAAAUACCAUGUACCGUAUCCUCCCCUUAAAAUAUCUGUACAUACCCUUGUAACUUCAAGUUGAAUUUACCUCAAUUUGCAAUCCCAAUCCAGAUGCUUUUUUUGGGGAGGGGGCUGAUGUAAGAAUAUAAAGCUUGUCAUGCUGUGCUACUAUGACAGAGUAUCUUCAACUUGCUCUAUUGACAUUGUGUAUGUAUGUAUGUACAGAUUAACAGUUCGAAUAUUGAGAUAUACAUACUGUACAUUAGCCACAUAUUCUCUUGACAGUGUUUGUAAAUCUUGUGACAAAAUUUGUUUGUGAACAGUGCAAACAAAGAAUGAAUGCCUUGGACAAAGGCCACAGUUUCUGAUCAAAUAUGAUCGUUUCUGAUUUUUGACAUUUAUUUUAAAAUUGAUUUGUUGUAAAAUAGAUUUCAAACUGGUUGUUUUUACUGGUAUUUUCUAUGGCAUGACAUGUACAAAGGUAAUUUUGUACUUCUCAGUUCAUGUUUCUGUGUUGACCAUAGGUUUAUUUUUUGAUAUUGAGGGGUAUCUUCUACAGACACUCAAAAGAUUUAUUGAGUUAUUGAAUAUCUUUUUUUCAAAACCCUGAGGAUGUUGGUUUUCAUACUGAAUUGAAUUGAUGUUUUCAGUUGAUAAAAAGUUCAAUAAAA
Solea solea (common sole) is the source of this 9663-nucleotide messenger RNA. RefSeq names its product zinc finger protein 1035. The transcript is spliced from 4 exons. NCBI's taxonomy places the organism in Eukaryota, Metazoa, Chordata, Actinopteri, Pleuronectiformes, Soleidae. The record is from RefSeq and is a predicted model, not a curated record. Bases 772 to 9003 code for a protein of 2743 amino acids.